This is a messenger RNA of Dictyostelium purpureum, 648 nucleotides long. RefSeq lists its product as uncharacterized. Gene Ontology annotation, molecular function: protein kinase activator activity. The transcript has 4 exons. The record is from RefSeq and is a predicted model, not a curated record. Gene Ontology annotation, biological process: signal transduction; positive regulation of protein phosphorylation. NCBI's taxonomy places the organism in Eukaryota, Evosea, Eumycetozoa, Dictyosteliales, Dictyosteliaceae. Gene Ontology annotation, cellular component: cytoplasm; nucleus. The coding region runs from base 1 to 648 and encodes 215 amino acids.
AUGUUUAAAAUAUUUGGAUCAAAGGCUCAAACAUUCAAACCUAAGAAAUCAAUUAAAAAAGGAACAAAACAGUAUGAGUUACACCAAAAAAUUAAAGAAACUUUAGGUUCAGGUGAUCUCACUGAUGCUAUUAAAUUACCACCAGAUGAAUCAUUACAAGAAUGGUUAUCUGUAAAUACAAUUGAUUUUUUUAAUCAAUCAAAUUUAUUAUAUGGAUCUAUUACAGAGUUUUGCACACCAAAGGUUUGUCCAGUCAUGUCAGCAGGGCCACAAUACGAAUUUUUAUGGGCAGAUGGUAAAGAUAUUAAAAAACCAAUUAGAGUAUCAGCACCUGUUUAUGUUGAUUAUUUAAUGACAUGGAUUCAGAAUACACUCGACGACGAAGAGAUUUUCCCGAGCAAAUUUUCAGAUGAAAUGCCAAAAAACUUUUUACCAACAAUUAAAGCAAUUUUCAAACGUUUAUUUAGAGUUUAUGCACAUAUUUAUUAUUCUCAUAUGGACAGGGUUGGACCUUUAGGCGUUGAGGCUCAUUUAAAUACAUGUUUUAGACAUUUUUAUUUAUUUAUAAAAGAAUAUAAUUUGGUUGAUAAAAAAGAAAUGGCCCCAUUACAACAUAUAAUUGAUAAAAUUAAUGCAAGAAAAGAUUAA